Molecule: messenger RNA, 2751 nt
Organism: Ficedula albicollis (Collared flycatcher)
Lineage: Eukaryota; Metazoa; Chordata; Aves; Passeriformes; Muscicapidae
Gene: PRKAA2
Product: protein kinase AMP-activated catalytic subunit alpha 2
Exons: 11
Coding region: 1-1593 (530 amino acids)
Biological process (GO): protein phosphorylation; intracellular signal transduction
Cellular component (GO): cytoplasm
Molecular function (GO): ATP binding; AMP-activated protein kinase activity
Source: RefSeq, a predicted model, not a curated record
AUGAAUGGCUUCGUGCUGGCAGAGGGCAUUGGUGAACACCAGCUGACAGGGCACAAAGUAGCAGUGAAGAUCCUGAACAGGCAGAAAAUCCGCAGCCUGGAUGUGGUGGGGAAGAUCAAACGAGAAAUUCAGAACCUGAAACUCUUCCGGCACCCUCACAUCAUCAAACUGUACCAGGUCAUCAGCACACCGACAGAUUUCUUCAUGGUCAUGGAAUACGUGUCUGGGGGGGAAUUGUUUGAUUACAUCUGUAAGCACGGACGUGUCGAGGAGGCAGAAGCUCGCCGCCUUUUCCAGCAGAUCCUCUCUGCAGUGGAUUACUGCCACAGGCACAUGGUUGUGCACAGGGACCUGAAGCCAGAGAACGUGCUGCUGGAUGCCCACAUGAAUGCAAAGAUAGCUGAUUUUGGACUGUCCAACAUGAUGUCAGAUGGUGAAUUUCUACGCACCAGCUGUGGUUCCCCCAAUUAUGCAGCCCCUGAAGUCAUCUCUGGAAGGCUCUAUGCUGGCCCAGAGGUGGACAUCUGGAGCUGUGGUGUCAUCCUCUACGCCCUCCUGUGUGGCACUCUGCCUUUUGAUGAUGAGCACGUCCCCACCCUGUUCAAGAAGAUCCGUGGGGGGGUGUUUUACAUCCCUGAGUACCUCAACCGCUCCGUGGCCACGCUGCUCAUGCACAUGCUGCAGGUGGACCCCCUCAAGAGAGCCACCAUCAAGGACAUCAGGGAGCACGAGUGGUUCAAGGAGGAGCUGCCCAGCUACCUGUUCCCCGAGGACCCUUCCUACGACGCCACGGUGGUGGACGACGAGGCGGUGCGCGAGGUGUGCGACAAGUUCGAGUGCACCGAGUCGGAGGUGCUGAGCAGCCUGUACAGCGGCGACCCCCAGGAGCAGCUGGCCGUGGCUUACCACCUGGUCAUCGACAACCGCCGCAUCAUGAACCAGGCCAGCGAGUUCUACCUGGCCUCCAGCCCGCCCACCGGCUCCUUCAUGGACGACGGCGCGCUGCCCGUCCCGCCGGGCGUCAAGCCGCACCCCGAGCGCAUGCCGCCGCUCGUGGCCGACAGCCCCAAGGCCCGCUGCCCCCUGGACGCCCUCAACACCACCAGGCCCAAGCCCCUGACCGUCAAAAAGGCCAAGUGGCACCUGGGCAUCCGCAGCCAGAGCAAGCCCUACGACAUCAUGGCCGAGGUGUACCGGGCUAUGAAGCAGCUGGACUUCGAGUGGAAGGUGGUGAACGCGUACCACCUGCGGGUGCGCCGCAAGAACCCCGUCACCGGCAACUACGUGAAGAUGAGCCUGCAGCUCUACCAGGUGGACAACCGCAGCUACCUGCUGGACUUCAAAAGCAUUGAUGACGAGGUGAUGGAGCAGAGGUCCGGCUCCUCCACGCCCCAGCGCUCCUGCUCGGCCGCGGGCUUGCACCGGCCGCGCCUGAGCAUCGACGCGGCCGCGGCCAGCGAGUGCCAGUCGCUGACGGGCUCCCUGAGCGGCUCCUUCGUGGGCAGCAUCCCCUCGGUGCCCCCUCGCCUGGGCAGCCACACCAUGGACUUCUUCGAGAUGUGUGCCAGCCUCAUCAUGGCCCUGGCCCGCUGAUGGCACCGCUCUCUCUGAGCUCUGGACAGCUCUGACCUGCUCACCACGCUCGGAGCUGAAGGCAGGUUGCCUUCAAUCACCACCUCCCUGCAGCCUGCUCCCCCUGCCCUGCCUCACCACGGGCUCCAGGGCUGAAUCCUCAGGUGAGCAGAGGGCAGGGUCUGGCUCACCCACCCGAGCUGGGACCAUCCCUGGUGGGCAGGAGCCGUCAGCAGCGCACAGCUCGGAGCGCUCACCUCUCCCCUUUCCCCUGGGAAGCUCUGCCUGUUGUCACCUCCCCAAAAUCACUGCCAAGUCUGCCUUUCCUGCUGCUGGACACUCCCUGCCCCUGCCCAAGGGCUCUCCUGUCCUGCUGCUGCCCGCUGGACCGUGACCUUCGCCACGCCGCUGAGCAGGCAGGGACAUCCCAACCCGGAAUUUUACUGUUCCUUUGCCACUGGCUGUCUGAAGGGUGGCAUUUUAUUUUUUUUAAAGGCGAACUGCGGCGAUUUUUAAGGUUAAAUUCUUGUUACCCGAGGGUAAACCCGAAUGCAUGUGUGACUUCUUUGUUUAAAAGAGUUACUGUUUUUUAUUACACACGAUUAAUGGGGCAGCGUUGGCAUCUGCUUGGCUUUGACAUGAUGUUUAAUUCCAUUUACUUGAUUAUGAAGUAAUAGUCUAAUCAAGGAACAAAUGCUUUAUGAAAGCUUUGCCAAAAAAGUCCUGGGUGGGGGGUUUGUUUUGUUCUGGUUUUUUGGUAUUUUUUUUCUUUUGUGUUCUGAGAAACAAAGCAAAGAACUUUAGCUGGUCCCAGGUAGGCAGGCAUUCAAUUUGAAAAAAAAUUUAAUCUGUCUUUUUGAUAGCUUCUUAUGACCCCCUUGAGGUUUUUUCCUAGGUUUUUUUUCUGUACAGUUGCACUUUAGUUUAUACUUUCUGCAGGUUUUUAUGAGAAGCAAGGAAGAGAACAACACAGUAAGCCUUUUUUACUAAUCAUUUAAGGUAAUCAAGACAAACACGGGAUAUUUUUGCCAUCUACUGGCAGUUAAAUGGACUUUUUCAGCUUGAAGUCCCUUUUUUUAAACAAAGAACCACAAAAUUGCCUUACUUUUGUUACAGAUUGUGCUUAGAUCCUCACAAAUGUGACUUUACAGCUCCAGUUUUUCCAGAAGCCGCACAAAG